GUGGCGCAAAGAUUAUUGUUCUUGUUAGCUAUUUGAAAUAUCUUAGAGAAUAAUGAAGUUGAAAUACUACCAUUUGAUAUCGUUUUUGCUUCCAAAUGUUAUUGCCGGUUCGCUAUUCGAUUUGAACUCAGAUUCAUUGAUCAGUAAAGACUGUUGUGAUUUAACUUAUAGUCAAAUUAACAACUUGAAUGGGAAAAUAAGAUCAAAUGUCCAUGAAUUAGUACAACAGGAUUACUUCAAACAUUAUCAAUUCAACCUUGAUAUGAAGUGUCCCUUCUUUGAAUGUCAAUCUAUUUGUUUUAGUCCCGGAUGUCAGUUGGAUUUGGAUGUUCACUCCGAUGAUUAUAAUUAUGAUUUAGAAAAUGGUAAUAGUGGUAACUUGGGUGAUUUAUCUGAGGAUUCAUUCCUUGAUUCUUUAUGUCCAAGUAACAACAAGAAUAUAGCUCCACAAGAUGAUGAUGAAUGGUGUGAUAUUGAUGAGAAGGAUGGUGUUAUUGUUGAUAUUUCAAGAAAUCCAGAACGUUUUACAGGUUAUGUUCCUACUCCUGAACGUAACAUUUGGGGAAUGAUUUAUCAAAAUCAAUUAGAAGGUGAAUGUGAUAUUGAACAAAAAGUCUUUUAUCAAGUGAUAUCAGGUUUCCACAGUUCAGUUUCAACACAUUUGUCAAAUGAAUACUAUAACAACAUCACAAACACUUGGGAACCAAAUUUAGACUUGUUCAAUUUCAAAGUUGGUAACUUCCCUGAGAGAAUUUCAAAUAUCUAUUUCAACUAUGCUCUUGUUGUUCGUGCAUUGUUGAAAAUUUCACCAUACUUGAAUGAAUUGAAAUUUAACACUUUAAAUCCGGAAAAAGAUCAUUUAAUCAAAUCAAAAGUGAAUGAAAUCGUUGAUGAAUUACCACAUGACCUGUCCGUUUUCAAUGAAGAUUUAAUGUUCAAAAACCAUGAAAUUAAAGAAGAAUUCAAAUCAAAAUUUAAGAACGUUACAAGAUUAAUGGAUUGUGUCACUUGUGAUAGAUGUAGAUUAUGGGGUAAGAUCCAAUCUACAGGUUAUGCAACAGCAUUGAAGAUCUUGUUUGAAAGUCCAAAACAUUUGAAGAAUUUGAAGAAGAAUGAAGUUAAAUCAUUGUUCAACACUUUUGAUAGAUUAACUAAAUCAAUUGAAUCAAUCAAUAAUUUUAAUUAUUUGAAGGCUUUGAAAGAAGGUGAUGAACAAACUGUUGCUCAAAUUGAACAUGAAAAUACUGCACCAACUUUGGAUGAUGAUUUCGAAGAAAAAUUAGAACAAGAUUUAAAGAAUGAUACACUUAGAGGCAGAUUUGAUCAAGAAAUGAAUGAAGUUUAUGGAGCUUUGAAGUUCAUUUUCCACAGUUACAUCAACCUACCUCAUAACCUGAAACAUAUUGCAUUAUAUAAAAUGAACCAAUGGUGGAAUUUAUUUAUUGGUAAUAAUGCUUAUUCACAUGAAGAACAAGCUGAAUAUUUGCAUAGUAUUUUAUUAUAAGAGAAUACAAUUAACAGAUUUUUAUGUAUAUACAAAAGAAAAAGAUAGUUGGUUUUUAUAGAGAUUUCAUAGUUUAAUCUACAAUUUUU
Hansenula anomala is the source of this 1593-nucleotide messenger RNA. It is a transcript of the gene ERO1, whose product is annotated as ER oxidoreductin. Gene Ontology annotation, cellular component: endoplasmic reticulum membrane; endoplasmic reticulum. NCBI's taxonomy places the organism in Eukaryota, Fungi, Ascomycota, Saccharomycetes, Phaffomycetales, Wickerhamomycetaceae. Gene Ontology annotation, biological process: protein folding in endoplasmic reticulum. The record is from RefSeq and is a predicted model, not a curated record. The coding region runs from base 53 to 1504 and encodes 483 amino acids. The transcript has a single exon. Gene Ontology annotation, molecular function: FAD binding; protein-disulfide reductase activity; thiol oxidase activity.